This is a messenger RNA of Salvia miltiorrhiza (redroot sage), 1733 nucleotides long. Its product is annotated as probable polygalacturonase. Gene Ontology annotation, molecular function: polygalacturonase activity. Lineage: Eukaryota; Viridiplantae; Streptophyta; Magnoliopsida; Lamiales; Lamiaceae. Bases 222 to 1709 code for a protein of 495 amino acids. Gene Ontology annotation, biological process: carbohydrate metabolic process. The transcript has 5 exons. The record is from RefSeq and is a predicted model, not a curated record.
UUCUAUAUUAAUAGAUGAUGCGCUGAAAGACUGUCGCUUACCUUGCAAUGUACUCCUCCAUCUCCAUCUCUCCCAGACAUGAUCUGUGAUUGAUCGCCAUUCGCCACCUUCCACUGCCGCAUACCCCAACCACUCUGUGCUCAUAUGCAUUAUCCCAAUACCAUUAACACCGCCCUACAACCACCAUUCCCCACACCAAACUCAACUCACCAAACAAUCCAAUGGUGGAAACGGUCGGGCAGCCCAACGCCGUCCACCACCGCUCUUGGAUCCCCUCCGCCGUCACUUUCCUCUCCACCCACAAGACCCUCAUCACCUUUUUCUGGAUGGUCUUCUUCUUCACCCUCUUUUACUGGCAGCGGGACACCACGCCCGCCGCCGCCGCUGUCUUCAUUUUCCGUCGGCCAUUUCCGCUUCCACGCGAGCUCCCGAAGCUCCGACCUUCGGUGUAUAACCUUACCGACUUUGGAGGGGUGGGGGACGGGGUGACGCUCAACACGGCGGCGUUUGAGGGGGCGGUGAGGGCGAUCUCGAAGCUCGGGAGAAGCGGCGGCGGCCAGCUCAAUGUGCCGCCAGGGAACUGGCUGACGGCUCCUUUCAAUCUCACCAGUCAUAUGACUCUCUUUCUCGCUGAAGGUGCUGUUAUUCUUGGAAUUGAUGAUGAGAAGUACUGGCCUCUAAUGCCUCCACUGCCUUCUUAUGGAUAUGGAAGAGAGCAUCCAGGACCAAGAUAUGGAAGUUUAAUCCAUGGACAAAAUCUCAGAGAUGUUGUAAUUACAGGGCAUAAUGGCACCAUUAAUGGCCAGGGUCAAACAUGGUGGAAAAAGUAUCGCCGGAAGCUUCUUAAUCAUACCAGAGGACCACUUGUGCAGAUUAUGUGGUCCACUGAUAUUUUGAUAUCUAAUAUAACGUUACGCGAUUCUCCUUUCUGGACUCUUCAUCCAUAUGACUGCAAGAAUGUGACUAUAAAUAAUGUGACAAUCCUGGCACCCAUCUUUGAAGCUCCAAAUACUGAUGGCAUAGAUCCUGAUUCAUGUGAAGAUAUGGUUAUUGAGAACUGUUACAUUAGUGUCGGGGAUGAUGGUGUUGCCAUAAAAAGCGGUUGGGAUCAGUACGGCAUCACUUAUGGGCGUCCUUCGACGAACAUAACCAUUCGGAACCUUGUCAUUCGUUCCAUGGUCAGCGCUGGUGUAUCAAUAGGCAGUGAGAUGUCGGGUGGCGUGUCGAACAUCACCAUUGAGAACGUCCAUGUGUGGAGCUCAAGGCGUGGCGUACGGAUCAAAACAGCUCCCGGGAGAGGAGGAUACAUCAGGAACAUAUCAUACAGGAACCUGACAUUUGACAACGUUCGUGUGGGGGUUGUGAUCAAGACAGAUUACAACGAACAUCCGGACGAGGAGUUCGACAGGGAUGCGGCUCCGGUGGUAGAGGGCAUAAGCUACACUUCGGUGCAUGGCGAAGGGGUGCGCGUGCCGGUUCGUAUCCACGGAAGCAAGGAGAUCCCUCUAAGAAAUGUGAGCUUCAGGGACAUGUCGGUAGGAAUAACCUACAAAAAGAAGCACAUAUUUCAGUGCUCGUUUGUGCAAGGACGUGUUGUAGGAACAGUGUUUCCUGCUCCUUGUGACAACCUGGAUGUGUAUGACGAGGGAGGCCACCUGAUUAGACGAUCGCCCUCCCAGAAUGUAUCAGAUAUUGAUUAUGAUUUCUAAGAAUUGUUUCAUGUUUCUGCCCAA